Molecule: messenger RNA, 1389 nt
Organism: Cuscuta epithymum
Lineage: Eukaryota; Viridiplantae; Streptophyta; Magnoliopsida; Solanales; Convolvulaceae
Source: the annotation of a GenBank genome assembly
UUCGAAUCCUGCUGUCGACGUUUAAUUUUUUUGAACAUUUUUCAUUUCUUAUUUUAUCUUCUAGAAAAUCAGAAACAUGGAAGCAAAUACAUCGGCCUCCGCCUCUGGGGUGGAUUUUGCAGCGGCGUUUCACUCAUGGCGGCCUCUCUUUCCUUAAAUCUCAACUUCAUUUUGCGGCUACCGUCAACAACCGCCCGCCAACCGAUCUCCGCCGCCUCCAGACGCUACAUUCCGGUGCGAUGUGGGAACGGGCCACGGAGCAACCGGGGACCGCUGUACAAAGGCCGAAUUCUCAGCACUGAGGCGAUUCAAGCCAUCCAUGCUUUAAAGCGUGCCCAGAAAAGAAACCCUUCCUCCAUCGACUCCUCCAUCGUUUCUUCUACACUUUCCCGCCUCCUUAAGCCAGACCUUCUCGCCGCUUUCAAAGAGCUUAUCCGCCAAGACAACUGCGAUUUGGCUCUCAAACUCUUCUCCGCCCUUCGACUGGAAUACGACGCGCCGGAAUUGAACCUGUACGCCGAAAUAGCUGCCGCUUGUGCUAGGAAGGGCUUGACGGAAGACAUCGACCGCUUGAUUUGCGAUUUGGAGAAUGAGGGUGCGAUUCACCUUGACGCCUCCAAUACCAAGGGGUUGGUCAAGUUGGUCAAGGCCUUGAUUGAUGCUGGGAGGGCGGAGGGGACGGUUAAAGUUUAUCAGCUCCUUAAGAGGAGUGGUGCUGAACUUGAUGAUUAUCUGGCUGCAGUUUUGAGAAAGGGAUUGAGGAGUUUCGGGAAGGAGGAGGAAGCGGCUGAGCUUGAUUUGGCAUUAGACAGAUCUUCCAGGGGCAUUGUAGCCGUGUAGAUGAAAAUCCGAAAAUAGUCCAACUGUGUAAAAGUUUUUGAAAAAGAAUGAACAAUUAUAUCAACUGUGUAUUAUUCCAACUUGGAUGAAUGUUCUGUGGUUCUCAGGCAGAUGCAGACAGUCUUGACUUUGCAAUGUCAACCGUGCUACUACAUCUUGAUAUGGUACUUUUCUAUAAUGAAGGUACUCUCAUGACACCCUUGGCUAAUGGAUUCUAUGAAGCAUUAGUACAUCGAUCGAAGGAACUUUAAAAAACUUGAACAUCAAAUUGUUUUCUUUCGUUACAUCAUUUGUAUCAGCCAGGAGUGUGGUUUCAUCGGGGCAGAACCUCAUUUUGUACAUGUUUGAUACGGUAAGAAUUCUGACAUAGUUUUCUGCUUGAUGCUGUUAUGGACAUUCAAACUUGGUAUUUUUAAUCACGUGUGCUGUGAGGUGUGAGUGUGUGACUAUGUGAAACAUCUGGUACAGGAUGUAACCCCCCCCCCCCCCUCCCCAAUUGCUGUAAAAGUGCUGCUUUGGGCCAUGAAAGAUUACUUAGGAAACAGUCAC